AUGGCUUUACCAGUCUUCAAACUGGGUAUUCAGGACUAUUUCGGUCCAAUUUGUGCGUUUUGCUGGUUUCUGGGUGGAUUGUGGCUGAUCGCCAUCUUGAUCAUACGACCAUUCUACAUCAACGCCGAAGAGCUACAACCGGCCCGGAAGUUCUACUUCCGGAAGAGAAAAAAGGUAAUAUUUUUUGAAGUUUUAUACAUUGUAAACAAAGUUUUUGCCAUUUUAAGUUACGAAAACAAAGUUCUUGCCAUUUUUGUUUUGUAAACAAAGUUUCUGCCAUUUUAAAUUAUGUAAGGAAAGUUCUUGUCAUUUUUUGUUCUGUAAAGAAAAUUAUUACUACUUUACGUUUUGUAAACAAAGUUCUUGCCAUUUCAGGUUCAAAAAGACGCCGAAGAUAAGCCCAAAGAUGGCAAGAAGAGUAAAACCAAAUCGGCCAAAAGUAACAAGGAAAAACCGACCGGAGGCAAAUCGACCAAAGAGACCAAAUCCACCAAGGAAGCCAACAAGUCAACGAAAUCGGCCAAAAAGUCGCAGUUCGAGGAAGUUUCGGCCGGAGGAAAUGAUGAGAAAAAAACUGUGUAG
This is a messenger RNA of Bursaphelenchus okinawaensis, 582 nucleotides long. The record is from the annotation of a GenBank genome assembly. NCBI's taxonomy places the organism in Eukaryota, Metazoa, Nematoda, Chromadorea, Rhabditida, Aphelenchoididae.